Scedosporium apiospermum is the source of this 2508-nucleotide messenger RNA. RefSeq lists its product as uncharacterized. The coding region runs from base 1 to 2508 and encodes 835 amino acids. Gene Ontology annotation, molecular function: serine-type endopeptidase activity. Gene Ontology annotation, biological process: protein processing. The transcript is spliced from 3 exons. The record is from RefSeq and is a predicted model, not a curated record. Gene Ontology annotation, cellular component: trans-Golgi network; Golgi membrane. Lineage: Eukaryota; Fungi; Ascomycota; Sordariomycetes; Microascales; Microascaceae.
AUGAGACUCGCUCGUUUAUUAGGCGCCCUAGGCUUGUUGGCCUCCGCCCUUGCCUCCCACCCCAUCCGGAAGACCCCUCGCAACUACGAGACGAGCGACUACUACCUACUCCACCUCGAUGAUGGAGUCUCUCCCCAAGAUAUAGCGCGCCGACUCGGCCUCGAGCAUGAUGGCCAGGUUGGCGUCUUGGAUCAUCUCCACGUCUUCUCCGCGCCCAAAUCCAACGUCGAUUUCGUCUCCGAUGCCCUCCGCACACGAAAACUGAAACGAGACCGCGGCCCCGAUAUCCUAGACGGCGUACGCAUGGCGAAAAAGGACAUCCCGCGAAAACCUUGGUCGAAGAGGAUCCCCCCUGGAUACACGUCACGUCCCGCCAGCCCUCGCGCCGAUAAACCCGACGAUGGCGCUGUUAGGAUGCAGCGUGAGGUUAUGGACACUCUGGAUAUCAGCGACCCCAUAUUCAAGAAUCAGUGGCAUUUGAUCAAUACCGUGCAAGUGGGUCAGGACAUAAACGUCACCGGUGUCUGGUUGCAGGGCAUCACGGGCAAGGGCAGCAUCGUUGCUAUGGUCGACGAUGGUCUCGACAUGACAAGUCAGGAUUUGAGAGCGAAUUAUUAUGCCGAGGGCUCAUGGGACUUCAACGAUCCCGGCCCUGAGCCUAAACCCAGGCUUUCCGACGAUCACCACGGCACGCGCUGUGCCGGCGAGAUCGCUGCUGUCCGGAAUGAUGUGUGCGGAGUGGGUGUGGCCUACGACGCGCGGGUUUCCGGCCUUCGUAUCCUCAGCAAGCUUAUCAGCGACGAGGACGAGGCCGUGGCGAUGACGUACGAUUAUCAGAAUAAUCAAAUUUACUCGUGCUCGUGGGGUCCCCCGGAUGACGGUCGGUCUAUGGAAGCCCCUGGCAUUGCCAUCCGCCAGGCGAUGCUCAAGGGAAUCCAGGAAGGCAGGGGUGGAUUGGGAUCGAUCUACGUAUUUGCCUCAGGAAACGGCGCUGCGAAUGAGGACAACUGCAACUUUGACGGCUACACCAAUUCCAUCUACAGCAUUACCGUCGGCGCAGUAGAUCGAGCUGGCAAACACCCCUACUAUUCCGAACUCUGCUCCGCGCAGCUUGUGGUGACGUAUAGCAGCGGGAGCAAUGAUGCGAUUCAUACUACCGACGUUGGUGCCAACAAAUGUUAUACUGGUCAUGGAGGCACUUCCGCAGCAGCCCCCCUUGCCGCUGGCAUCCUUGCCCUAGUUUUGGAAGCCCGGUCUGAUCUCUCGUGGAGAGAUGUGCAGUAUAUUUUCAUGAAAACAGCUGUACCUAUCUAUGGCGAAGCCGACGACUGGCAGCCCACGGCGAGCGGGAAGGAGUUCAGCCACACCUUUGGCUUCGGCAAGAUUGACACCUAUGGUGCCGUCGAGCUGGCCAAGACUUGGGAGAAGGUCAAGCCUCAGGCCUGGUACUUCUCUCCCUGGAUCCAUGUCAAUAAGCCCAUCCCCCAAGGAGAGGACGGCUUGUCCGACGAAUUCGAGAUAACCCCCGAUAUGCUGAAGGAGGCCAACCUCGAACGUGUCGAGCAUAUAACUGUCACGAUGAAUGUUAACCAUACUCGGCGCGGCGACCUCAGUGUUGACUUGAUUAGUCCCCAGAACGUCGUGAGCCAUAUUGCAACCACCCGGAAAUACGACACUGCGGAUACUGGUUAUGUUGAUUGGACAUUUAUGAGCGUAGCCCAUUGGGGUGAAAGUGGUAUUGGAAAGUGGAAGGUCGUGGUCAGGGACACCAAACAAAAUGAACAUGAAGGUGUUUGGGUCGACUGGCAUCUGAAACUAUGGGGAGAAUCGAUUGACCCCGAAAAGGCCGUGAAGCUUCCCAUGCCGCAAGAGUCCGAUGACAGUGACCAUGCCAGCGUUGCCACCACGAGCGCUAUCGCUUCUACCACGGCGACUGCCCUUCCUACUAAGACGGCCAUCGCCGAUCCCGGGGCCACGGAUGCUGAUCCCCAACGUCCGGAGAGCAGCAAGCCAACAGAGACCGGAACUGCGGCGCCAGCCACGUCGUCGUCUUGGGUAUCGUGGCUUCCGAGUUUCGGCGUGUCGUCUCGCGCGCAAGUCUGGAUAUACGGCGCACUCGCCCUCAUCAUCGCCUUCUGCAUCGGUCUCGGCAUUUAUCUUUGGUUGGCUCGCCGCAGGCAACUACGAAAUAACCAGGGCAAUGAAUACGAGUUCGAGCCCCUUGCCGAGGAUGCCGAUGGCUACGAAGGCGGCGAGAAGGCAUCCUAUGGCGGUGGGCAAACACGCCGCACGCGCGGAGGCGAGCUCUAUGACGCUUUCGCCGGCGGCAGCGACGACGAUAGCGAUUUCGAAGUGGGAUACAGGGAUGGCUCCUCCGCCGAGCGUCUACCUCUUGAUGCAGACGAACGAGAUGGAGAGGCGGCCCAGCACGUCAUUGGGGAUGACGAUGAUGACGAUGAUGUGGGAGAUCAAGCUCAGCAGAGCCGGCUACUGGAUCCCGGGCGUUAA